AUGAGCUUCUAUUCCUCGCUUGACUCAAGGUCGUUGGACGUGAACUCCCCCACAAUCUUUGAAAUUCUUUCUGCCAAUGAACUAUCGAACUUGUUGACCCCAUCACUACGAUACGUGUUGGUCCAUUAUACCCAUAAAUACCCACGGCAAUUAUUAAGACUAUACUCGUACUUUGAUGAAGUUAAUCUUGUGGGACGGCUCGCGUUAGAGUACAAUUUCUUACGGCGUUGGAACUCGACGUUCACGGAAAAGUUUUAUGGGAUCAAGAGAGGAUCGAAUUUGGGAAUUAGUAUUGAGGAUAAUGGGGGGAACUCUCAAAGCAAGAAGAAAAAACCGCUCACCCGAUGGCAAAUUUUGGGGACCUUGGUGUUUCUUGUCGGAGUGCCGUAUCUCAAAGAGAAACUCGAUGUGAUAUAUGAGAAAUGGAGUGCUGAAUUGUUGAUCAACACUCCUACAGAUGAUGAUGAUGAUGAUGAUGAUAAUGAUGAUACAACACAGCGGGAAAAACAGACUAAGAAAAAGAAGAAGAAGAAGAAGAUGUUGUGGAAAUUGAUGUUUCUUAAACUAUACCCCUUGAUGAAUAUUAGCACCACGAUAUUCCUGGUAUUAUUACAAGUGUUGUACAUUUCUGGGAAAUCGGCAUUUCCAUCAAUCGUCACAUAUUUAUUGAAUAUCAAGUACUUGAGAUUAUCCCCCGCCGAUUACGAAACUCCAUCAUCAUUGUCCCCGGGGUCUCCCCCUCCUCCACUGGUGAAUAGGAUCAGACCAUUGAGCUUAGGAGAAUCGAUCAACACAAGGGUGGUGGGGAAAAUAAUGGCGCCGUUGAAGUUAUCGAUGACGAGUUUUUUCGACACCACUUUCCCGAUGAUGAUGUUUUCGUUGAAAUUUUUGGAAUGGUGGCAACAGAAUGAUAACAUCAAGGAUUUAUUCACGAAUUCUCAAGAUAAUUUCUUGAAAGAAACGUUAGACCGGGUCAACACCGUGCCCACCCCGAAACAUCACGGGGAUUAUUAUUAUUAUCAUCAUCAUCAUCAAUAUAAACACCGUGGGAAUAAUAAUAGUUAUUUGAAACAUCAGUACGAUGAUUGUGUGAUUUGCAAGCAACCAAUCCAAAACCCCGCGAUCAUCGAAACCGGGUACGUGUUUUGUUACCCAUGUAUCAUGAGACACUUAACCGAACCAUCAGACCCAACCGUUGGUGGAAGGUGUCCGGUCACCGGUCAGAAACUUUUAGGGUGUGAGUAUUCUCCAAAUUCAAAGACUUGGAAAGUACAAGGAAUUAGAAGAUUGAUGGUUUAA
Saccharomycopsis crataegensis is the source of this 1299-nucleotide messenger RNA. RefSeq names its product ubiquitin-protein ligase peroxin 12 (gene PEX12). Gene Ontology annotation, molecular function: ubiquitin-protein transferase activity; protein binding; zinc ion binding. Gene Ontology annotation, biological process: protein import into peroxisome matrix; protein monoubiquitination. Lineage: Eukaryota; Fungi; Ascomycota; Saccharomycetes; Ascoideales; Saccharomycopsidaceae. The record is from RefSeq and is a predicted model, not a curated record. Gene Ontology annotation, cellular component: peroxisomal membrane; peroxisomal importomer complex. Bases 1 to 1299 code for a protein of 432 amino acids. The transcript has a single exon.